AUGACAUCUAAUGCUCAGGAGGUAAAGAUACGCUCGUACCAGAACUCAGAUAAAGAAGUCUGCCAAGACCUAUUCACUCAAGGAAUGGAACAACUCAUUAGCCUCGUUACGCGGGUAGUCUUUCCAAGAUACUGUUGGAUUCUUGCCGCCUUGUCUGUGUUUGCUAUCCUUGCAGCCAUUAAAUGGAACUUGUGGAUAUUUGCUGUCUACAUUUUUGCUUGCGUGGUCCUUCUUGCUCUAUUGUAUGUCGACAUCUACUUUGAGUGCUGGAAAUUCAUCAAUUCCUGUCUGGCUUCGGACUUGAAGGACAUUGACAAGACUUACAUGUCCACUGAUGAGGGUCACAUGUGGGUGGCAGAGUGGGGUGGAAAAGUUGUUGGAAUGGUGGGACUCAUUCAUAAUGAGAGUCACAAACCAGGAGUCGCUGAACUGCAGAGAAUGUCUGUAUCGCCUGUCUGUAGACGAAUGGGAAUUGCCAGGAAACUGCUCGAUGAACUGCUCCAACACGCCAAGAAACAGGGCUUUGAGAAAAUUGUCCUAACUACAACCAGUGCACAAACACCUGCAAUUCGACUUUACAAAAAGUAUGGCUUUAAACUCAUGGCUGUCUUUCCAUAUCCUCAAAAACUUCUUGCAGAUUUACAAUACAGUUGCUUUGACCUUCAACUGAAGAUCUAA
Porites evermanni is the source of this 678-nucleotide messenger RNA. The record is from the annotation of a GenBank genome assembly. Lineage: Eukaryota; Metazoa; Cnidaria; Anthozoa; Scleractinia; Poritidae.